Prorocentrum cordatum is the source of this 4686-nucleotide messenger RNA. NCBI's taxonomy places the organism in Eukaryota, Dinophyceae, Prorocentrales, Prorocentraceae. The record is from the annotation of a GenBank genome assembly.
AUGCGCAAGGCCGAGCUCCAGGCGGAGCUAUGCCAAUGGGACGAGGACUGCCGCCACAUGACGGUGGAGAUGCUCCGUGCCAGACUGCGGCAGAUCCACAAGGCGAUGCCCCUCGAGGUGAGGCCAACGUCCAUGCACAAGAGAAAGGCGGAGUUGGUGAAGGACGCGGAGGAUGCCGGAUGCAUACUCACAGGCAGGGAGACAAAGGGGGACCUGCAGAUCCUGAUUGUCGAGAAGUGCAAGGAGCUAGGUGUCCAGGUCAGUCCCUCCGAGAUCAUUCCGUUCGGCAGGCACCGCGGCCAGACGUACAUCCACCUGUUCGAGAAGGAGCGCGAAUAUGCGGGCUGGUUGGUGAGCAUGCGGGACCCGAGGUUCAAGAAGCUGACCGACUGGUUGAUCUCCAAGGGUGUGGAGACCGAGGACAUGAUGAACAAGGAGAAGUUCGAGCUUCCCCAGCCGGAGGUGAAACACGAGAAGUCGGAGAGCCAAUGGUUCAUGGUCAAGGAUGUCAAGGACGAGAGCGCACAGAGGAUCCCGAACCGUCCGACGAUGAAGAGGUCGUGUCACGAGGAGCAGGUCAAGAUGGAGGUCGUCAAGACCAAGGAGGAUCAGAUCAUAGACCUGCUGGGGGACAUGAAGAACCAGAUGCACGCGCUGACCUCGAGAGUGCAGAAGGCGACCUGGCUGGCGGGGCACCUGGACAAGAGCGUUACGCCGGCGUGGUCGCUCCUGACGGACACUGCGAAGGUCAAGCUAAUGGAGGUUCUGCAGAGCCGUAAGAAGUCCAAGAGGUUGAUCAGGAACUGCCUAGCCCUAGUCAUGGAUCAGGUCGCAGAUCAAGGUCAUGUACAUUGGGAGUGGCCGAAGGACCUCUCACCUUACCGCUGGCCCGAGCUCCGUCAAGUUUUCCGAGACGCUGAGAUGCAGGCCACGGUUUGUGACGGCUGCAUGCUCGGGGUCAAGGCCAUAGACACGGGACUACCGAUGCAAAAGCCGUGGGAGAUUUGGUCGACGUCCAGUGUCCUCCGACAGCGACUGGCAGUGCGGUGUGAUGGGCGCCAUUCUCACUCUCCGUGUGUAGGCGGAGCCAGGACAGCGGCCACGGCAUAUUAUCCCGACGAGUUCGUCCGGAGGGCAGUCAGAGCAAUGCUGCACGAACCAGGAUACCUGGAGAUCAAACGACACAUCGAAGAGCAGGAGGGUGAGAACGACCUGGAGCUGGGCUACACGGUCUCGAAGUCUGAGGCAGAGAUCGACGCCGACACGCUCAGAAAGGUGGAAAUUUCAGCUCGACGUAUCCAUGCGGCGUGCGGUCACUGCCCGUUCGUCCAAGUGGCUAAGUCGUUGGCAGCCAAGGGCGCAGACAAGCGGAUCAUCGAUCAUGUCAGGCAGAUGCGUUGUUCAGCUUGUGACGAGAGUCAGAAGCACUGUCCGCCCCGACCGGUGGGGUCAGCUGACGAAGUUCCGAAGAAGUGGGCAGUGCUUCAGAGCGAUCUGGCUGAAUGGGAGGAUCCAUGUACUCACGAGAAGUUCAAGAUUGCUCUCUACCUGGAUAUGGGAAGCCGACUUGGAGUAGGACACACAUUAUUCAAGAUGGUCAAGAGCAGGAACGCCACGGCAGAGGAUCUGAAGGACUCACUUUGGAGCAGGUGGAUCGGAUAUUUCGGUCGACCUCGUGUGCUCCAGGUAGACCCUGAAGGUGCGUGGAUGAGCAACGCUAUCCGGGAGAACCUGGAAGGCAGCGGUAUUCAGAUGGAUCCCAUCCCAGGCCAAGCUCAUUGGCAGAUCGGAGGGGUCGAGAGACUCAUCAGCCUCAUCAAGGACACCAUGACGGUGUUGGCGAAGGAGCAUCCUGGGAGGUCAUGCGAAGAGUACCUGGCCAGGGCUAUGGCCGCGUACAACGAGUUCGACCGACACCGGGGUUUCUCACCUCUACAAGUAGCACUGGGACGGGCACCAGAUCUAGAUGGUGCGUUUGUCGACGUUCCGGGUGACCCGAUCAACCUUCCAGCCCUGGAAUCAGAGGCCGUAGACACAGAGUUCGGGAACAAUUUCCAGCUCAUGAGGAAGGCUCAGGAGGAGCUUUUGAGGUGGAUCUACGGCGAGCGAGCCAGGCGUGCAGCACAUGCCAGGUCUCGACGCCUUCGAGUCUACACGCCCGGCACCCUGGUCUACUACUUCAGGAAUCCGAAGAGCAGCUCUAUGACUGGACGUUUCUACGGACCCGCACGUGUGCUGGCGAGCGAGACUGUCCACCGGCACGGUGAAGCUCAAGCUCGACCGAGAGUGUGGCUCAACGCGUGCGGGAGGCUCAUCAGGUGUGAUCCGUGUCAGCUGCGAGACGCUUCGGAUCGGGAGAUUGCCGAGCAUGACAUACUGCAUGGAACCGAACUGCCGUGGACAUUCAACCAACUCACGAGCAACCUGAGACCAGGCCAGUUCGAGGAUCUGGCGGAGGACGAGCGUCUCAUACCUUCCGAUCGUGACUACGAUGAGGCCUCAGGUCUACCGGCCUCCUCAUCGGCAGUCGGCGACUAUGGCAAGGACAAGUCAGCCAGGCAGUUGGCGAAGGACGAGAAGGAGCAGGGUGCAUUGCUGGUUGAGAGUGAGCCUGAGUCUUGUUUCUGGGCCAAGGAAGAUAGCGCUGUCGAGCUCGAGAUUACUCUUCCGGAAGGAGCUAAGGCUUGCUCAGCAGUGCGAGACUUUGGAGCUUUCGUGGCCACUCAACUGCGGCGACAGAGAGCUGAGGUACGAGAACGAUCCUUGUCGGCCGACGACCUGGAGAAGUUCAAGAAAGCCAAGUCCAAGGAGGCCCAGGAGUGGAUCAAGGAGCUGGUCCUGGAGGCUUUGCCCGAUCAUGUACGGGUGCCAGCCGAUCGCCUCAUGCGGCUUCGGUGGGUCCUUACGUGGAAGAUAGAUCCAUCUGAACCUGGCGGACGAAAAGCAAAGGCUCGUCUGGUUAUCCUAGGCUAUCAGGACCCAGACCUGACCACCGAGGAAUCUUAUGCUCCAACAGCCACAAGGACAGCCCGGCAGGUUUUCCUUCAGAAGGCGGCACAUCUACGAAUGCGGGUGGCCAAGGGCGAUGUGAAGUCGGCGUUUCUCCAGGGUGAAGAGUUGGAUCGUGACCUAUUUGUUAGACCGACCGGAGACAUCGCGGAGUUUCUUGGCCUUCGACCCGGACAAGUAGCUAUCCUUAAGAAGUCAGCGUAUGGCCUGGUGCAGGCUCCUCGGGCGUGGCACCAAGCAGUGAACAAGAAGUUGCAAGAGCUGGGUUGGCGACAACUGGAGUCAGAUCCGUGCGUGUGGAUCCUGACGCGGUUCAUCUCUGAGGGUCAACCGGAGUACAUCAUCGGGAUGGCGCUAUCUCAUGUUGAUGACUUUCUAUUCGCAGGUCGUGACGGAGAUGAUGUGUGGGCUCAUGCCAAGAAGGCGAUCAUGGACGCUUUCCGAUGGACCGAGUGGGAGUACGGCAAGUUCACGCAGUGCGGGGUGGACAUUCACCAGCGCGAGGACUACAGCUUCAGGUUGGAUCAGAAGACCUACCUGGAACAGAUCAUGGAGAUCGAGGUGCCUCCUGACCGGAGGCGACAGCCAUCGUCGCCCGUCACAUCAUCAGAAAAGAGUCAGUUCAGAGCGGCCACCGGUAGUCUCCAGUGGAAGGGUACGCAGACCGGGCCAGACAUCCUAGCAGAGCUGAGUCUGUUGCAGAGCAAGACAGAGUCGUGCACCGUAGAGGACCUCCUGAAGGUCAAUAAGUUGAUCAAGAGAGCCAAGGAGGGUAACAACAGAUUCUUGGAGGUGUUUUCGUUUCCCGAGAAGGAAUCUUUGGCGGUCAUAGGCUGGGGUGAUGCUGCAUUUGCUAAUCGAGUUGAUGGAAAAUCCACAGAAGGCCGAGUUCUUGGGAUCGUCCCGGAGUCGUUUCUGGAAGGGAUCGAGACCGGGGUUUCACUGAUCAGUUGGCGUUCUGGCAAGGUUGAACGAACAUGUCGAUCCCCACCCGCUGCCGAGGUAUCAGCUACAGUAAAUACAGAGGAUGAGCUCACGUUUGUCAGGUUCCUGCUUUCGGAACUUUCGGGGUGGCGACCAGACCUUCGAGAUCCCUGGGCCCAAGUUCGACGAGUUCCUGGGUGUCUAGUCACAGACUCGAAAAACCUGUACGACAGAUUGAAGUGCCCCGAGAAGCUCAUGGGAGGCAAAGAGUUCAGAACGGGUCUCGAACUUCUAGCACUGAGAAACGGCAUCGAGGCAUGUGCGUGUCCAGUUAGAUGGGUUCACAGUGAUGCUAUGCUAGCGAAUAGCCUGACUAAAGGCCAUGAGCGUUGGCAAUUAGAUUUGUUUUUCAGUAACGGCUGUCGAUGGCGUUUAGUGUACGACCAAAUGUUCGAGUCCGCUAAGAGGCGGAAAGGUCAAGGGAUAUCUGCCCUAGAGUCCGUGACCGAGCUAGAUUUCCGUCCAGACCUUUGGGGUAGCCUCGAAGAGUCUCCGAAGGACUGAAUUUUCUGUCUCUGCUACUCGUCAGCUGCCAGCCUAUGGAUGUGAGCGAAGAUAUUUUAGGGUCGGUGUCGAUCUUUCGAUCUUGGAUCGUGUUUAAGGUUCGCUCCAUCCAUAGCCAUUUGGCUGCAGGCCUUCAUUGAGGGGCCAGCAGGGUCCCAGGGGCCAUCAGAGGCCCCCCCGUCUUUCUCC